AUGCUCGACAUCCUUGCGCUUCCAGGCACAGCAGGCAAAUCCAGAUGUCCCGCACGGUCUACAGAGAUUCUGCACACGUUAUUUGUCGACACCAGGGCGUUCCGAGGUGCCUCGAUGUGGGCGGAUAAGCAUUCGAACCCAUCGACUGGGCCUCAGGAGGCUGCGCCAAGACCAUCGGCCCAGGGGUUAUGA
Molecule: messenger RNA, 192 nt
Organism: Paracoccidioides lutzii Pb01
Exons: 1
Coding region: 1-192 (63 amino acids)
Source: RefSeq, a predicted model, not a curated record